This is a messenger RNA of Quercus lobata, 1419 nucleotides long. RefSeq names its product V-type proton ATPase subunit C-like. The transcript is spliced from 10 exons. Gene Ontology annotation, biological process: proton transmembrane transport. Gene Ontology annotation, cellular component: vacuolar proton-transporting V-type ATPase, V1 domain. The record is from RefSeq and is a predicted model, not a curated record. Lineage: Eukaryota; Viridiplantae; Streptophyta; Magnoliopsida; Fagales; Fagaceae. Bases 160 to 1101 code for a protein of 313 amino acids. Gene Ontology annotation, molecular function: proton-transporting ATPase activity, rotational mechanism.
GGCAUUGCCAGAUAUGAUCUGCAUUACCAUACCCAAACUUUCUCUAAUUUUGUGAAGCUUCGUCUCUCCACCAUUUAGUAAAGCCUACCUAAAUCUCUCUCUCUCUCUCUCUGUUUUUGUUAUAUUCAGACUCCAGAGCUUUUGGAAAGUGAAGGUUGAAUGGCAACGAGAUACUGGGUGGUCUCUCUUCCGGUUCAGAACUCCGCGUCUUCUCUGUGGAACCGAUUACAAGACCAAAUCUCUAAGCAUUCUCUCGACACUCCUCUCUAUAGAAUUCUUGGAGCAGCCACUGCAAGAAAUCAAAGAACCCUGUUCAAUACUCCUAAUCUUCGUGUUGGAACCCUAGACUCACUCCUGUCUCUCAGCGAUGAUCUCCUGAAGGUUCGUGUUGCUGAAUACAACAACAUGCGCAGUCAGCUUAAUGCUAUAAACCGAAAGCAAAGUGGAAGUUUAGCUGUGCGGGAUCUCUCAAAUCUAGUGAAACCAGAGGAUAUAAUUACCUCAGAACAUCUAGUGACUCUACUUGCAAUUGUUCCCAAGUAUUCACAGAAAGACUGGUUGGCCAGCUAUGAGACUUUAACUAGCUAUGUGGUCCCCAGGUCAUCCAAGAAGUUGUAUGAGGAAAAUGAAUAUGCUCUUUAUACUGUGACACUCUUUGGUUGUGUUGCAGACAAUUUUAGAACAGCUGCACGCGAGAGAGGCUUUCAAAUUCGUGAUUUUGAAUAUAGUCCAGAAGCACAAGAGAGUCGGAAGCAGGAGUUGGAAAAAUUAAUGCAAGAUCCGGGAAGUUUGAGAAGUUCUCUUUUGCAGUGGUGUUAUAACAGUUAUGGGGAGGUUUUCAGUUCCUGGAUGCAGUUUUGUCCUGUACGUGUUUUUGCAGAGAGCAUUCUGAGAUAUGGUCUGCCGCCAUCUUUCUUGGCAUGUGUUUUAGCUCCGUCAGUAAAAAGUGAGAAGAAAGUACGCUCAAUCCUUGAAGGGUUGUGUGACAGUGUAAACAGCACAUACUGGAAAACUGAAGAUGAAGCCGGAGGAGGGGUGGCUGGUCUGGCAGGUGAUGCUGAUGCCCAUCCAUAUGUCUCCUUCACAAUCAAUCUCAUAUGAUUAGUGCUGAAUCUGAGUUUCUCGUCUGUUUCAAAGUCCUAGUCCAAGCAUUCCUCUAGGCAGCAAUAACAAUGCAAGUGUUCAGUGAUACUCUAGAGUAUAUUAAAUUUAGUUACAGAAUUCUUUAAUUGUUCAAUUAUAGUUCAGUUUUGGAAGUUCCAGUGAGUCUGAUGGGAUGGGGAUGAAAGCUGUGAUGAAGGCCUGUUCAGAAAUUUGAAUUAAGAGACUUAUAUUAUCAGAUUUCAGAAUUGGCAUUUACAAAGCUCGACAAUAAUGCUCUUGGUGUAUUAUAUAAUCAUAUUGUAUUAAUGAUUUAAA